AACGGGCUGAGUCCGCUUCACAUGGCUGCUCAAGUGGAGCAUGCAGAGGCCGCCCGAAUGAUCCUAAUGGCGGGAGCCUCUUCAGACGAUAUCACACUGGAGUAUCUUACACCACUUCAUGUAGCCGCACACUGUGGAAAUAUACAAGUAGCAGAAGUACUGUUGGACAAGAAGUGCAAUGUCAACGCUCGUGCUUUGGUUAGUCACGCCUUCCUAUUUUAUGCCUUGAUCGUCUCUGAUGUUCAAUGGCUUGAAUGUGUUUAG
Molecule: messenger RNA, 264 nt
Organism: Protopolystoma xenopodis
Lineage: Eukaryota; Metazoa; Platyhelminthes; Monogenea; Polystomatidea; Polystomatidae
Source: the annotation of a GenBank genome assembly